Messenger RNA from Drosophila yakuba, 8034 nucleotides. RefSeq names its product protein Tob2 (gene Tob). Gene Ontology annotation, cellular component: cytoplasm; nucleus. The record is from RefSeq and is a predicted model, not a curated record. Gene Ontology annotation, molecular function: transcription corepressor activity. Bases 1163 to 2896 code for a protein of 577 amino acids. Gene Ontology annotation, biological process: regulation of gene expression. The transcript has 5 exons. NCBI's taxonomy places the organism in Eukaryota, Metazoa, Arthropoda, Insecta, Diptera, Drosophilidae.
UCAGUCUCAGUUACUAAACCGAUUUCAAGAACUACGGACGCUUCACUCGGCCCUUGCUAAGUGGCGUGUGCUACAAUUAAGUAACGGGCAGAGUCAUUUCACAAUAACAAAAAAAAAAAAUAGAAAAAUAGAAUACAACAAGAAAUCCAAAAACAAAAACCAAUAAAACCACAUUAAACAAGAAAUUAAUAAAUAGACAACCGAGCACAUAUACCCACACAAAAAUAAAACAAUAGCAUACUAGUUGGUACAACUGGGGUAUUUUAUACAUAACUCGCUAAAUCCUUCGUUUAAUACAACGACGACCAGGAGACAACCACCAACAAAAAUCCAGUAAAUCGGAAACACGAAAUUACCAUCAGCAAAUUGCACCGGAGGUUGCAGACAUUUGAUUGAAGUGGAAGUCCAAAAAAAUCCCUCUGAUUAAUGGAAACGUUUUGAGAAAGCGUGCUCGGAUUGCCAAAUCAAAGAGAAUCGACAGAUGCACCACCAAGAAGAGAAUAAAAACCAAAAAAAAAACCGUGGCCAAAUAAAAGUCGACAAGGAAUAAAGACACAUAAAUAGACACAAAUGUACAUAAUUUAAUAUUUGGAUAUGCCUUGUAAAUACAACAUAAAUAUUUAGAAUCUAGGCAACUACGAUUAUUACGACAACUGAAACAAGGAAAAAAAAACACAUAUUUUCCAAUUACAAACAAACACGAUUCUCAUUCUAGUCGCAAAACGUUCACAAUUACAGAUUAUCUUCAUACAGUGAGACACUAAACAGUAAUAACCUCCCCCACCAAAAAUCUUAAACCAAGCUAAAAACAACAACCAUUUAUAUAUAUACAUGAAAGACAGAAAGCUAAAACACUGAAAUAAUUAAUCAAAUAUAUUAAACAAAUCCAAACCAAACGAAUGCAAGAAGAGCGCAAAAGCCAACUAUUCCAAAUUACCGUCAAUGUGUAGAUGAUCUACAAAGACCAUCUUUAAACGCUCCUCAUCGCUUGGAUAUCGCCACCAAUUGCAGCUCCAACUGCACUCCAACUCCCCUACAACAGGCAGCGAUCCGGAUACGGAUCAGCUAACAUAAUCGGAUUCCGAGCCGGAGUCCGUAAAACGAACGUGGAAAGGACAAAGACCAAAGAACGAAUACCGAAGGAUUCGGCCGCAGGGUCAAGAUGCAUAUUGAAAUCCAGGUCGCUUUGAACUUUGUCAUAUCCUAUCUCUACAACAAAUUGCCGCGCAGACGUGUAAAUAUAUUUGGCGAGGAGCUAGAGAAGGCCCUACGCGACAAGUUCCAGGGUCACUGGUACCCCGAAAAACCCUUUAAGGGAUCUGCCUAUCGCUGCUUGAAGACCGGGGAUCCCAUUGAUUCGGUUCUGGAAAGAGCGGCUAGAGAAAGUGGAGUACCGAUCGGCGAUAUCCUAGAAAACUUGCCAAACGAACUUUCCGUGUGGAUAGAUCCCGGGGAGGUAUCAUUCCGCAUCGGUGAAAAGGGAGCAGUAAAGAUUCUUUAUACGGAGAACAAUGAGAACCACGAAGACAGCCACUCGGCAGAUCGCGAGGUCACCAAAAUGUUCAACCCGGAGGCGCAGUGCUUCCGACCCAUCGAUGCCGUUAACACGACCAUGAACAAUCUGAGCUUGAGUCCCAAGCCGCUUCCAUUGGCCAUGCCCCAAGCGGGAUCCUCGCCGCACUCGGCUGCGUCCAGUUCACCCACCUACAAGGGCAGUCCAAAUCCCACGAUCUCUGGCAGCUGCAGUUCCGUUUCCGCAGCGGGUUCUGGAACGGGCUCUGGUUCUGGAUCCGGAUCCAAUAUGGCAUCCGGUCCUGGUACCGCUCCAGUUCCCGUACCCGGAAACGGUGCCACCGCCAAUGCAGCUGCAGCGGCCUUCAUGCAACGCGGCGCCCAGGCGCCAUUGACAUUCACCACAGCCACCUUUGCGCAGACUAAAUUCGGCAGCACCAAGCUGAAGACCAGCUCCAAGCGCACAAACAGCAGCGCCUAUCGCAUGUCGCCCACUGAGUUCUCCAACUACAUCAAACAGCGUGCGAUGCAGCAGCAGAUGCAUCAUGGUCAUGGAGUUGUCCCGUCCGCAGGAUCAUCGGUAUCGGCAGCAUUUGGCGGCCUGGAUGCCGUCUCACCUGCCCGAUCCCUAUCGCCGAAUCCUCUAUCGCUGGGCGGUAAUCCAAAUCAGGCCGGAUCGGGAUCGUCGGCCGAUCCGUUUUACUAUCAAAACAUGGCGAUCAAUCUGUAUCCACAAUUUGGCAAUCCACGCAGCCUCUUCGAGUCGCACUUUAAUGCGGAUGCCAGUAACUUGGGUCUCUUUGUGGGCGGAACUGCUGGAACAGCUGGUGCUGCUGUCGCCGCUGGAGGAAAUGGUGGGGCCAACAAGUAUAGUACUUAUCUGGAUCCGUGCUACUUUGGCAAUGGCCAUGCCAACUCACAACAGCAUCCGCAGCAACAGAAUCGCGGCGGAAUGGAUCGCCCGAAUAGUAGCGAAAGCUGCUUUGGCCUAAAUGUGGAUUGCGGCGGUAGUGCCGUUCUUGAGGAUUCGUCAUCAUCGUCGUCAGCAGCAGCGGCUGCUGCUGCUGUGGCCGUUGCCGUUGCCAUUGCCGGGGACUCAUCGCCUGAGGACAGUCCCCUAAGUACACCCACCGUGGCAGCCACAAACGCAGGAACAACAGCCACUCCUCCUUCCAGCUCCACCAACAACAGUAGUAGCCAUCCAACUCAACAACAGGAACAACCGUCCUCCUCCUCGGGAAACGGAAAUGGAAAUGCGAACGCAAACGGAAACGGAAACGGAAACAACGGUAAUAAUUCCAACAGCAAUACCAAACUGAUCGAUGGCAUUAGCUCCUUCUAUGGCAACGGAUCAUCGUAUCAGCAACUAUUGGUUGCCAACUAGAGUUUCCUCGAAGUCAAUCACCGCAAAGAGAAUCCACCAUAGUUAUAUAUAUAUAUAUAUAUAUAUCGAUACCAACAACUUAAUGAAAUAUUAUAUCCGGGGCAUGGAUAUGUAUGUAGUGCAUUUCGGGCUUUCUGGUCACAACUCUAUAAGCAAUAUGAAUUGUUAUGCAGUUUUGAGAUUUCCUGUAAAGAACCCCAAAUUCCCAGAUAGGAACCGAAGCAAAUUAGACGGAGCGACUAGGUGGAGUGGUAUAAAUGGAUAUCAUCAUUAUCAUUAUAUUCAUCUGAGGAGGAAAGAUAAGGUGGUCAUUAAAAACCAAGGACAUAAUUCUUUUGCCAUUUUGGAUAGUUAUGUAAUUGUAAGUGUCCUUGCAGACAGGAACAGUCACAAUGGAUGCAUAUCUCUAUAGGAACGAUUCGAUACGAUGUUGACACACCCACGAUCAGACACACACAAGCAGGUGUACAUGUUUAUAUGUAUGAAGCUGUAUAUGCAGAUGUAUAUACAGGUGCAUAUAUAUAUAUAUAUAUAUAUAUAUAUAUAUAGACAGGGCCAAAAAGUACCAUGUGUUUGUGAGGCCCAUAAAUGUAGAUAUGUACGAGUUGUAUAUACAGAUAUAUAUCAGCCACUAAUAAUAUUUAUUUUGUUAUUAAAUUCAGAGUAAAUCGCAAAGUAAAGUUUCUUUCUGGUAUCAAGAGCAUGCAUAGAAAAAUUAACUCAAAGUAUAGAGUGUACGACUGUUGCCAUAGGCACGUACGAAUGAUACACUCAAAUCAAAUCACACAAGCAAAUGAUGAAGAUCUACCGAAACAAACCAAUAAGCAACAAGAAAUAAUACCACAAAUAUAAAUAUAUUUAAUGAGAACAACUAGAAUGUCUCAACUAAUUGUUUUUACUUGUUAUGCAUAUGAACGUAUAUAUAAAAAUAUAUUUAAUUAUCCAACUUAGGAUCAACAUUAAUAUUAAGUUUUUAAUUAGUUGUAAACUAAAGAUAAGAUCAUUUUUGUAGAUCAAGUUGCUAAAUUUAAACACAAACAACAUGAAUAUGUUUACUGAUAAAAUUCAACAUUGUUGAUUAUAAAUAGAUAUGCAACUUGCAUACUCUGAGCAUCCUGACCUGUGAAGAAUGUUUUUCUGUAGUAAAAAGUCCUUUUUCCCAUUCUUUGUAUUUUUAUAAAAUGUUUUUUUAGUUUUGUAUAUAUCUGAAGCUAACUUGCUGAAGAGCUAACAAAAUGUAUUCAGUUUCAAAACUAUAAGAAAUAUAAACAAAAAUCUAUACAUUUUCAUACUACAAAUGAAGUGUUUCGAAAGAAUUUGUAAGAAACAAAAUAACAAUUAAGUUGGCUUUAGCACAGGUAUUAUUCCGGUGAGUAACCUCUUCUGGAAAUGUAUAUUUAUUUCAAUUUGUUCGACAUCUUUUUGUUCUAAAAGAUAUCUGGGUUCCCACUGUCAGACUGGAAAAAAUAUUAGAUUAAACGAAUACAAAUACUACAACUAAUUGCUCAAACCAUAGAUAUAACCAAAGCUCCUCUUAAACUCUUUUAGUUAUAUUAACUACACACCUAUAAUCAAAAUAGAGUCUUUCAAAAAUGCAAAGACUAGGAAAAAGGAACUUUUCUGAACACGUAAACACACUUUCUCAGAAACCGUAGAAAGUAAAACUCCAGCAUCAUUUAACAUGAUCUAUUUUUCCAGGAUAAAAAUCUCUGAUUGUUUUGUUAUAAACUAAAUGUUGUUUUUCCCCAAACCUUCUUAAUCAUUCGACUUUAUCGAAAUGAAAUCCUAUAUCAGAUAUAAUGUAAUAGGAUGUCGUAUGAUUUUAUUGAUAGUGCCAAGGUCGUCGGGUCACUGCUAAACUUUUUUACCCCUAAAACACACGUUAUUCAAGCUAUGGAAGCUUUUACAUAUAAAAAACACCUGAACAAAUAAUAAAAAAAAACAUUUAUAUUUUUGUUGUAUGUUAAAUUGUAUGUAUUACCAUUUGACUUCGUAUUUUUUUGUAUAUAUAUAUCUAUUUUUAUAUGAACAUUUGUAAUUUUUAUAAAUCGAGUACAGUAAAAAAUUUUAUACUUUUUAUAUGGGCCUAUGUGAAAAUACCUUGCUCUAUAUGAACACUUACUUUAAUUAAAUGGGAAAAUAAAAUGCAUAAAACCAAAAGACGAUUUUAGUUGAUCUUUUUUAAGUCCCAAAUGAAACGCAAAAUGUUAAUGUAAAUAUGUCAUUGAAUGUAUUAUUUCACUUCUCAAUAUAUGUUGUUCAAUGAAUGUAUAGCAAACCUAAUGGUAUGAAAGUACUUUUAAGGCAAAGUAGAAAAAAGAAUGGAUAAACAACAACAAAUUGAGUAAGCCACUGAAUUCAUUCUCUAUUUAUCUUGUUAAGAAACAUUUGUAAUUUGUGUAAACGUUAUGGUUUUGUUUUUAUUGUCUAGUCGAAGACGCAAACACAAUGAGAAAAAUUUGACGAAAGCGAAGAUUUUUAGUUUUUUGGAGAAUGUAUUCAAAUAUGUACCUACACAUCCCACAGAUGUGUGUAUCUAAACCUACCACUGAAAACAGAAAUUUAAUGAAACAUUUAAGUACCUUAACGAAGCUUCUAAUUAUAGCUACUGUGACCACGAACAAGAGUCAAAUCAAAGCCAAGCCAAACCAAAAAACCCCAUUAAAUGCUAUAUUAAUCGCACCUCAAAGUAAUAGGUGCGAAUUAUAGAUUGCAUUGGGUCUAUAGCUUUUGUAUUCUGAUCAUAGUAGCGCAUAAGUACCUACACAGAAACAUACAACAUACAUACAUACAUACAUACAUACAUACACCAUCUAACACUUGCACACAUUAAGGAUUAGGCACGUUUUUUUCUUAGACGUAUUAGAGUGUAUUUGAAUUAAACAACAAGAAACAUUCAACGGAAAACGAAAAAUGAAAAUAAAAACCAACAAUUUUGUACUUUUAUAUAUAUGAUGAGUAUAUAUGUAUAUAUAUAUAUUCGUAUACAUGUAUACAUAUGAAUGCCUCUAAAUGGUUCAACUCAACGGAUUCUCAAUGUAUUUUUUGUAUGUCUCAGAAAUGGUAUGUCUCCGAAUGAAACCAAGUAACGAACAAAUAUUCAUAAUGUUAGAAAUUGUCUCACAUGCCAUUCUCUAUAAGUAAGCAUAUGGCACAAGUAAACGCCCCAUAAUGUAUGCAAUCUGCCAAUCUAUCCUUACCUGAAUCUGAAUCAUAGAGCGAAAUGGAUAUAGAUAUGGAUAUGAAAAUGGAAAUGGAGAGAUGGGAUGCAAAGUAUUGGAUGAGAAGACGGUAUGGCUUGCUUAUAAAAACUAUUCUAUUGUGAUUGUGAUAACAAUGUAAGGCACAGAUAAAGAUCGAGAUACAGUGAUGUUGAAAAAAUCGCUGUAGAAAUGGCAAAACAUUCAUAUGUAUAUGUAUAUAGAUGGGAAAAUUUAGAUAAAGUAUCCGCCUAAUCAUCGAUGUCCACCAACUUAAAAUUUUAACUCGAUCGAGAUGAAAUUGUAUCCGACCGAUCUAAUAAGCAAAUAAUGAACCAUUAUGGUAGACACACAAAUAUACAAAAGCAAAACAAACAAAAAAAAAACCAAAACAUAUUUUACAAUAUGAAAUAAAUAAAGCCACACCAAGCAACAUUUUAAUACACACAAUUCAAAAAGAAAAACAAGUCAGAUGUAGAAACAACUCACUAACUAAAGCAAAGUGCGACAUUGGUACAUGUAUUUAGCUACAAGGAGGACAACCAAGAAAUUAGAUAUAAUACAGCUUUUUAUACCUCAGAUAUGUUUCUAUAUGUAUGUAAAUGUACGAAGAGAUAUCUCUCAAGCAAUGCAAAGUAACAAAAACAGAAAGGUAUAAGAAAAUCAACUAUAUCUAAGCCCACUUAUCUUCGAUAAGGUUCAUAAGUACAGAUAUUUUGAUAGGUAGUUAGAUGAAAACUCAUUUACGAAUGUAACUUUUAUAUAUUUUUUUAGGUAACUUGUUUUAUUGAUACGCGAUUUCCAACAUAAAUCUAAAUGUGCAUUACCAACCAGACUCUUAAAUAGUAUUUCCGAAAAUUGGUUAGUGGCAGCUCUGGAUGUUAGCGGAAAUACAAAUAUAUUACGAAAUAUAUGAUAUACAUAGGUAUAUCAUAAUCAUACAACUGACAAUUUAUCAACAUAUAAGCAACUGUACUUUCUAUCAUAAGUGUUAUAUUCUUUCCACGUUAUCGGGCUUAAAAAAGUUUAUAUGAUAAAAGAUAUUUUCUCAUGCGUGUCUAGAUUUUACAUAUGGUAUAUUCCAAACUAAACACCAAAAAUGGAUAUGAACUUUUAUGUGAUCUAAGUUCUACGGUUAUCUUCUGUUAAACAAGGCUUAUGUUUACAUGUAUGUAUAUAAUAAAAAACAAAAACAACGUGAAAAUUAUAAUUAAAGGCUGAGAAGGCAUACAUACAUACACUGCAUAUGUACGUAUUAUGUUUUAAACUUCAAUUCAAAAAGAUUUUGGUACCGAUCGAUAUACAUAUGUAUGAUAUGGCUUUCGUUGAACAGAAAAAUCCGAAAGAGAAAGUAAUUAAAUUAAUGCAUAUCAGUGAUUACAAUAACGAUGUACAUACAUGCAAAACAAUAACAAAAUAAUGUAUAUGUGUGACCUCAUUAGCACACAAUAAUCGUGUAUGUAUAUCUAUUCUUAGUACCGAAAUAUUCAAUCAAUUUAAAACCCCUUACGUGUGUGGAAAUAAACAUAGAGGUUAAUAAUAUAAAAUGUAUGUACUAUGUAUAGUAACAAAUAUAACUUCCAUAUGAGUAUUUUUCGUAUUACCUUUAGUAGAAUAAAGAUUAUCGUAUAAUUAAAACGCAUUGUUUAUAAAAUAAAAAAACCCAAAAUCAGUGAUCUGCUUCGAUCACCGACAUAAACAAUUGGAUAUUGUUAACAAAAAGCAAAAAAAAAAAAAAAAGAGUUUGAUGUUUUCUCCGCACUGUUGCAUACUUAUUCAGUAUUCUGAGAACAGAUGUCCUUUUACAAGAUUAGUACUCACGGCAAAAUAAAAGCUCAAAAACUGUACCUAUGGGUACGUACCAAGGUAAAUUAGUUGAGUACUUUUUACCUUACCUAUGUAAAUAAAUAAAUGGAUACAUUUUACCCUUCCUAGGCA